Messenger RNA from Tupaia belangeri chinensis (Chinese tree shrew), 8064 nucleotides. RefSeq names its product zinc finger protein 106 (gene ZNF106). Gene Ontology annotation, molecular function: SH3 domain binding; RNA binding. The transcript is spliced from 23 exons. Gene Ontology annotation, cellular component: cytosol; membrane. NCBI's taxonomy places the organism in Eukaryota, Metazoa, Chordata, Mammalia, Scandentia, Tupaiidae. The coding region runs from base 91 to 5799 and encodes 1902 amino acids. The record is from RefSeq and is a predicted model, not a curated record. Gene Ontology annotation, biological process: insulin receptor signaling pathway.
GGGAGCUCCCUCGCCGGGUGUUCGGCGGACUGAUGGAGUAAAAGGGUCGGCUGUGAAUGUGUGACGUUGAGUGCUUCGGAUUUGGUCACUAUGGUACGAGAAAGAAAAUGCAUAUUGUGCAACAUUGUGUACAGCUCAAAAAAGGAGAUGGACGAACACAUGCGGAGCAUGUUGCAUCACAGGGAACUUGAGAACCUGAAGGGCAGGGACAGUAGUCAUGAGUGCCGAGUGUGCGGGGUCACAGAAGUGGGUCUUUCUGCAUAUGCAAAGCACAUUUCUGGCCAAUUGCACAAAGAUAACGUUGAUGCCAAGGAAAGAGAAGAUGAUGGAAAGGGAGAAGAAGAAGAAGAAGAAUAUUUUGACAAGGAACUCAUUCAGUUAAUAAAACAAAGAAAAGAGCAAAGUCGGCAAAGUGAACCUUCCAAUAACAGCCAAGAAAUAAACUCUGAUGACAGGCGACCCCAAUGGAGACGAGAAGACCGAAUCCCUUACCAAGACAGAGAGAGUUACAGUCAGCCCGCAUGGCAUCAUCGUGGACCUCCACAGCGAGACUGGAAAUGGGAAAGUGAUGGCUUUAAUAAUACUAGAAACAGCUUUCCUCAUCCUUUGAGAAAUAGUGGUGGACCAAGAGGACGCUCCGGGUGGCAUACGGGUGGUGCAGGAGGCUCCUCUCCUUGGUUUCACAACCAUAGUAAAUCUGGAGGUGGUUGGCAUUCAAACAGUGGGACGGUAGAUUGGAAUCAUAACAGUACAGGAAGGAAUUCCAGUUGGCAUUCUGAAGGAACAGGUGGCUUUUCCAGUUGGCAUAUGAAAAACAAUAACGGAAACUGGAAAUCCAAUGGACGUGGUACAAAUAGUUGGAAUUACAGUGGCCCUGGAGACAAAUUUCAGCCAGGCAGAAACAGAAAUUCUAAUUGUCAAAAGGAAGACAUGAAUAUGCUAUGGAACAAGAAAUCUAUAAAGUCAGGCAAAUACAAUCAAGACAGAUACAGUUGGCAGCGGAAGGAAAAUGACAUAGUUGGCACGGUUGCCAAGUAUAGAGCACCUUCUGAAGCAUUUACAAAUGAUAAGUUUCCUUCAGAAGGGUUACUUGACUUCAAUUUUGAGCAGCUGGAAAGCCAAACCACUAAACAAGCAGAUGCUGCAGCUUCCAAAAUCAGUGGAAAGAAUGGCAGUGUAGCACGGGAAAAAUCCCAUCGCUGGACUCCUUACCCUUCCCAGAAGACUCAGGAUUUACAAUCAGGAUUGAAGGAAGUCACUGGUAACAAGUCAGAAGUGAUAGAUAAGCCUUUAUUUGAUUUUAGCUUGAUCACAGGAGUAAAAGAAUCCCAAACUGAUAAAAUGAAUAGUUUCCCAACACAGAAAACACAAAAAGAAAUGCAUACUGGAUCUCAUAGUCACAAAGCUGCUUCUGACUGCAGUGCUUCCUGUGAGGUGGGAAGAGAUGGCUCCAUUACUAAAAAACCUGAACAAGGUCAUAACUCAAAUAAAAUGCCAUUAUUGAAAUCCCCUCUCCUUCCAAUUCCAGCCACUAAAUCAGUUCCUCAGAAGCAUGAGUUAAAGAAUCACUCAAAAAACACUAAAACUAAUUCUUUUUUUCCUGGAGAACACUCAGAUCCCUCAAACAAACCCACUGUGGUAGAUAACCAUAGUUCUUCAUACACACCCAAAUUGCAUAGUUCAUGUCCUCGUGUUUUAAAAGGGAGUAAAAGUACACUGGGCACUCAGAAGGAAUCUGAUGAUAAUAUAAAUGAUACGUUACAAAAGGCCAAAGAGGUACUACAGUGUCAGGAGUCACUGCAGAAUCCCGUUCUUAGCACUUCUGAAAGGAACAAGAACUAUGCAAAAGCAAAUAGGAAUGUAGAAGAGUCUGAGAAAGAAUCUUUGAAGAUUGAGUUUCAGGUCAACAGAAUAGAAGAUGAGAGUGAUGGAGAGGCAUCUGACAUGGAAAAACAUGGAACGAAAGUUGGAACCCCAGGUUCCCCACCUACAGGAGUUUUAUCCUGUAGCACUCACGCCAUUGAUGAGAAAGAAGGAGAUGACCAAAUGCUGAAAACAUCCAGAAAAUUUUCCACGUCACCAUGUAAUUCCACAGUUCCCCAGAAGGAGUCCGAGCUACAAAUGACAUCGGCAGCCAGUCCACACCCUGGCUUAUUGCUAGACUUGAAAACCUCUCUAGAAGAUGCACAGGUUGAUGACCCUGUUAAAUCUCAUAUGUCUUAUGAAACAGAAGGCUUUGAGAGUUCUAGCUUGGAUGCAGAGCUUCAAAAAAAUGAUAUCAAUCAGCCCUCAGGCCCUCUCCUGCCUGAACUAAGUAAACUUGGCUUUCCUGCCUCCCUCCAGAGAGAUCUAACCCGGCACAUUAGUUUGAAGAGCAAAACUGGAGCACACCUUCCUGAACCAAACCUCAACAGUGCUCGCCGCAUUCGCAAUAUCAGCGGUCAUCGAAAGAGUGAGACAGAGAAGGAAUCUGGGCUCAAGCCAACCCUACGGCAGAUUCUAAAUGCAUCUCGGAGAAAUGUCAACUGGGAACAGGUCAUUCAGCAAGUAUCCAAGAAAAAGCAAGAGCUGGGCAAAGGCUUACCCAGGUUUGGCAUAGAAAUGGUACCUCUGGUUCAAAAUGAACAAGAGGUCUUAGAUUUGGAUGCAGAGCCUGAUCUGCCCAGUCUAGAAGGAUUCCAGUGGGAAGGUAUUUCUAUUUCCUCAUCCCCUGGGUUGGCAAGGAAGCGAAGCCUUUCUGAGAGCAGCGUCAUCAUGGACAGGGCUCCUUCGGUGUACAGCUUCUUCAGCGAAGAAGGCACAGCCCAAGAAAAUGAGCACCAGCAGUUUGACUCACCUAGUAACUCACUGAGGUCUGUACAGAACCAAAAAGCAGCGAUGACCCUUAAACAGGAAGGGACACCUCUGGCUGCCUCCCUCAGAACAGGCGAAGGGGCUGAAGAUGUUUUUAUCCGGAGGCGACAUAGUACACAGCUAUUACCUUCUGACCGUUUAAUACCCCUGAUGCAUUCAGCAAAAGACCUGAGCAGCCAAGAGAGAUCUACGCCAUCUUCAGAGAAUCAGAAUUCUCAGGAGAGUAAUGGAGAAGGAAACUCGCUGUCAUCAAAUACAUCCUCAGCCCUUGCUGUCUCCAGUUUAGCAGAUGCAGCCACAGAUAGUAGCUGUACCUCUGGUGCUGAACAAAAUGAUGGCCAGUGUAUUCGAAAGAAACGAAGAGCCACUGGGGAUGGAUCUUCUCCUGAACUCCCAAGUCUUGAGAGGAAAAAUAAAAGAAGAAAAAUUAAAGGAAAGAAAGAACGUUCUCAGGUUGACCAGCUGCUGAAUAUUUCUCUAAGGGAAGAAGAACUAAGUAAAUCCUUGCAGUGCAUGGAUAACAACCUUCUGCAAGCCCGGGCAGCACUUCAGACAGCUUAUGUUGAAGUUCAGAGGCUACUUAUGCUCAAGCAGCAGAUAACUAUGGAGAUGAGUGCACUGAGGACACAUAGAAUACAGAUUCUGCAGGGAUUACAAGAGACAUAUGAACCUUCUGAGCACCCAGACCAGAUUCCUUGUAGCCUCACACGAGAACAAAGAAACAGUAGAUCUCAAACAUCUGCCGAUGCCUCACUGCUGCCUACUCCAUUUUUACCAGUUUUUCUGGAGCCUCCAUCUUCCCAUGUAUCUCCCUCAUCCACUGGAGCCCCUCUCCAAGUAACCACAUCUACUUUCCAAGGCCAUGGCAGUAUCCCUGCUCCAGACUCAUCGAUUCAGAUUAAACAAGAGCCCAUGUCUCCUGAACAAGAUGAGAAUGUGAAUGCUGUGUCACAAGGCUCUGCUUGCAGUGUGUCUAAGGAAUUACUGCAAGCAAAUAGAGAGAUGAGUGACAGUUGUCCAGUGUAUCCAGUCAUUGCUGCAACAUCAUCUUUGUCAGAGCUAACAGAAAGUGUCCAUGAGCCUAGCCAAGAAUCGAAGUUUGGUGAGGAGCAAGGGAAUACCAGAAACAGAGAAAACGCUCCCUCUUCCCCAUCAUCCGGUCUUCCUAGUGUAAAUAAAGAGGGUGAAGAGCCAAGCAAAGGCAACAGUGGGUCUGAAGCUUGUACCAGUUCUUUUCUAAGAUUGUCUUUUGCUUCAGAAACCCCUUUGGAGAAAGAACCCCACUCUCCAGCUGACCAGCCUGAGCAACAGGCAGAAUCUACUCUGACAUCAGCCGAAAGUAGGGGAAACAAGAAAAAGAAGAAACUUCGCAAGAAGAAAACUCUGCGAGCUGCCCACGUUCCUGAGAAUAGCGACACUGAACAGGAUGUGAUUACUGCUAAACCUGUAAGAAAAGUGAAAAUUGGAAAGUUAACUAAAGGGGGGAAAGUAACAACCUCCACCUGGGAAGACAGAACCAGUCGGGAGCAGGAGAGUGCCAGAGAUGAGCCAGACAGUGACUCGUCCCUGGAAGUCCUAGAAAUUCCUAACCCUCAGUUAGAGGUAGUAGCCAUCGAUUCUUCUGAAUCUGGAGAAGAGAAACCAGACAGCCCAUCUAAAAAGGAUAUUUGGAACUCUACAGAGCAAAACCCACCAGAAACUUCUCGUUCUGGCUGUGAUGAAGUUAGCUCUACCAGUGAAAUUGGCACUCGCAACAAGGAUGGCGUACCUGUAAGUGUGGCAGAAACUCAGACCGUGAUCUCCGCCUUAAAAGGACCAAAGAAUUCUUCAGAAAUAUCUUCAGAGCCAGGAGAGGAUGAUGAUCCUACAGAAGGAAGCUUUGAGGGACACCAAGCUGCCGUGAAUGCAAUUCAGAUAUUUGGGAAUUUACUGUAUACCUGCUCAGCAGAUAAAACUGUCCGCGUUUAUAAUCUGGUGAGUCGGAAGUGUAUUGGUGUCUUUGAGGGCCAUACAUCCAAAGUGAACUGCCUCCUGGUUACUCAGAACUCCAGGAAGAAUGCUGACCUUUACACUGGUUCCAGUGAUCACACCAUCCGCUGCUAUAAUGUUAAGACCCGAGAGUGUGUGGAGGAGUUGCAACUGGAAGAUCGAGUUCUCUGCCUCCAUAAUAGAUGGCGAAUUCUCUAUGCAGGACUGGCUAAUGGCACUGUGGUCACCUUUAAGAACAACAAACGACUUGAAAUCUUCGAAUGCCACGGCCCUCGGGCAGUCAGCUGUCUUGCAACAGCUCAGGAAGGUGCCAGAAGGCUGCUGGUUGUGGGAUCUUAUGACUGUACCAUUAGUGUGCGUGAUGCGAGGAAUGGACUGCUUCUCCGGACUCUGGAGGGCCACAGCAAGACCAUUCUUUGCAUGAAGGUGGUGAAUGACCUCGUGUUCAGUGGCUCCAGUGAUCAGUCAGUCCAUGCCCACAACAUUCAUACUGGUGAACUCGUGCGGAUCUACAAAGGUCACAACCAUGCAGUGACUGUGGUGAAUAUCCUAGGAAAAGUGAUGGUGACCGCUUGCCUGGAUAAAUUUGUUCGUGUCUAUGAAUUACAGUCCCAUGAUCGAUUGCAAGUUUAUGGAGGACACAAAGACAUGAUUAUGUGUAUGACCAUCCAUAAAAGUAUGAUUUAUACCGGCUGUUAUGAUGGCAGUAUUCAGGCUGUGAGGCUAAAUCUGAUGCAGAAUUACCGCUGUUGGUGGCAUGGUUGCUCUCUGAUAUUUGGCGUUGUAGAUCACUUAAAACAGCACUUGCUGACGGACCACACCAAUCCAAACUUUCAGACUCUGAAAUGUCGCUGGAAGAACUGUGACGCUUUUUUUACUGCUAGAAAAGGAUCCAAACAGGAUGCUGCAGGACACAUUGAACGACAUGCCGAAGAUGACAGCAAAAUUGAUUCAUGAAGUUUUUGCCUCCCAUGUUGGGAAGUUGUUAGUUGAACUUUCUUCACUGGCCCACCCCACGGGUCUCUCACACAGGCCCCUCUUCCUUUCCCCAGUGAGGCAGGGAAGAAGAAAGUGGUUACUAACCACUAGCAUAAGUCUCUGGGCAGCUCUAUGGGAUGAUAUUACACUUCUCAGUUCUCGCUGGAGGUUUUUAUUAGUCAGGUUAACUGGAUCUUAAGAAACCAUACUCCUAUGGGACAGCAUGACAUAUAUAAUGAUUUAUGCUGAGAGCAUUCUCCAUAUGUUUAUUAACAACCUAGAUCUUUAUUGCUUACCUGUUUUGACUCUAAUCAUACGUAUACUUUAUUGAUUUCGGUUUGUGAUUUUUAGUUUAUGUUCUUAGGACAGUUGAACCCUGUAGUUAGGCUUUUAAGUACAAGCUUGUUCAAAUGCUAGAUAUUCAGGAUCAGUUUAGUUUCUUCAGUUGUAGUAACUGUAUCAUUAAAUGGGAAGCAGAUAGUUUCCUUUUCACAAUUAUGUGCCAUGUGCUUCACUAUUCCCUUGCUUUGCAGAUGGACAGGGCUGACUGACAAACAGCUAGAGUGGCUGCUCUGCUGACUGUGUUUUAGGAACUUGGGAAGCAAAUCCCUUAAUUAAAAGUCCUUAUAGACAGUACGUCCUAGUGAAACGCUGUUAAGUUUUGAUAGUGCUCGGCGGGAGGCAGCGCCCAGACAGAAUGUCUGCCUUUCAGAUUUGUUGUGAGACCUGGGCUCUCACUGCUGCUGCUAUGGCCCGGCUGUUUGAACUGGGAGUGGAACAUUAUCUCCCUUUCCGGUUUCUGACUCUCCACGCCUGUGUGGGUUUGCUUCAUUGGCAGCCUGCAUCUCUGCCACUGUCUAGCUGUGCCUCGGCUGGUACAGCCAUCAAGAGUUCCUCUGGACUCACAGGGUGAUCUUCCCACUGAUGGCACCUAUGAUGGGGGAGUUAGAAAAAGCAUCUAACUGCAGUUCUUAGGGCCUACAAGGAGGCUUCCUGGAGGUUUGUUCCUGAAACCAGCAUCUGCCUCACUUCCCUGUUAGCAUGGGAAGAAGAGUGGAGUGAGUAUGGUGACAGGAAAGACUCCCUGUCCAUUGACAACAGCCAAAUUAAGAAAACUUUGAUGGGACUGCUUUGCUUUCAGAUUUUCUCUGGACUCUUACCAGUAAAGUAAGAAUUUUUUCUUCCCAACCUCUUGUUUCAGGAUCCUCAGAACUCAAGAUUUUUCAGAGAGGAGGGGGAGGAGCCCAGUGCCAUAGAUCAUGCUUCCAGGACGUUCUCUAGGAUUGCAGAGAAUCCGGGCCCAUCCCCACUCUUUCUAGUGCACACACAUCAACUCAUCUUCCCUCAAGCUCUAGAGGAGGGGGGCUUCACCAGGAGUUCAUGGGUAGGCUUUAAGAGAGUCUGCAGCUCCUCUGAAACAUACAGGACUAACAGUGUGUGCACUUUUUUCUAGGAAAGGGCUCAGUGGUUCUUACUGGAUCCAGAAAGUACUGGGAACUAGUCUAGGAGAUACUGCUAUUUACUUCUGUUCCACAGCUAUUUAUUUCUGUCCCUGUGAGUGGGAAAACUUUUUUGUUAACACACUAUUGAGAGUUGCAUGACGUUUAGGAGAGAGCAGAGACUUUGUGGCAUAAAGCAUGUUUGCGCUAUUUCUGUGUGAGGUUAAACUCUUCCCCCUUCUGACUCCCAUUGUCUGUAAAGGUGACCAGAGAAGCCAAGCUGUUCUGUGGGUUUGAGCAUGAUGCUUUCCCAGGGAGCACAUUUGGAUUUAUUGCCAAACGGCAUUUUUCUCUGGGCUGAAGUGAAGCCAUGUUUCACGUUGGCUGGGAAGCGUGCUAAGAUAGCAAGCCUUGGAUUCUUUGUUGCAUAGGUGCCCAUCUGUCCUGCCCCAGGACACGUCUGAAAGAUGAGGAUGCGGAGGGCCUUUGCCUAGCAGGAAAGGGGUACGUGAGGUGUCGGGCAGUCGUGGGGAACUUUGAGUAUAUUCAAACUGAUAGGACCGGUUAGAACUACGAUUUGGGUUUAACUUUGGUAGCAUAGUGUAUGUCUCUGCCUCUGUAUGCAUGUAUGGAAGGCCCUUUGUGUGUGUGUGUGUAUGUGUGGGCACCUAGACUUGUACUGUAUUCCUCACUUCAUGAAAGUUUUCUUUGAAGCAUUGAUAGUAAUCUUUGUUUCAAGAGCACAUGAAAUUCUUUAACAUCAGGUUAGUGUGUGAUCUGCAGGGAGCCAUUCUAGCUCUUUUAA